This is a messenger RNA of Stomoxys calcitrans (stable fly), 2790 nucleotides long. RefSeq names its product protein ref(2)P (gene ref(2)P). Gene Ontology annotation, biological process: mitophagy; endosome organization; aggrephagy. Gene Ontology annotation, molecular function: K63-linked polyubiquitin modification-dependent protein binding; zinc ion binding; protein kinase C binding. NCBI's taxonomy places the organism in Eukaryota, Metazoa, Arthropoda, Insecta, Diptera, Muscidae. Gene Ontology annotation, cellular component: aggresome; amphisome. Bases 481 to 2517 code for a protein of 678 amino acids. The record is from RefSeq and is a predicted model, not a curated record. The transcript has 4 exons.
UCAUAGGAGAAGGCUUGAAAUCGACAAGUCACUUAAAAUCAAAACUGCAAGUGACCAAUGAGUGAGUAAGUGAUUCUGCAAAAAAAUUGAAGGAAUAAUCCAGAAUGUACAAGAACUCCAAACCGGAGUGUGGUACCCCCAAGAGAAGACGGAACUUGUGAAAUAGUUGCCCAAAACAUCAGUCACGGGCAGAGCACUUUUCUCUCCCGACAGUAUACAGAGGCUUCAUAUAAAAAGCCCUCGGCUAACAACGCAAUUAUCAGUGCGACCACAAAAGCAAGCAAGCGAACAAGUUUGUGAAAAAUAAAAGAAAAGUGAAACGUAAUACGAACACCCUCGACUUAAAAAAAUAAUAAUAUUAACAAUAUAAUUGAAAAGGAAAAAAUACUUCAAAAUUUCUGCAACGCUUAUAAUUUGCAUAUAAUAAAAAUAUCCAAAUAAAAUCUAAUCGAUCAAUCAAAGGCCCAAAACAACUCCAUCAUGUCAUCUUUAUUGAAGUUUACCUAUAAUUCGGAAGCCAAAAAAAUUAAUGGAUAUUUGAAGACAUCUGUACCCGAUUUCCUGGAUGUAAAGGAGAAAAUCCACACAAACUUAUUUGUGGAGCAUCAACAGAAACCUUGUGAAAUUCGUUUCUAUUGGAUUGAUGAAGAUUCGGAUGAAAUCGAUAUUGUCACCCAGAUUGACUAUGACAUCUUUCUGGAGAAAUCUGUAGAUCGCCGUCAUCUUUUGGUGGCCCCCAAACAAGCACCAUCAGGUAAGGAAGCCAGCUCUGCUAAAGCUCAAGAUGCUCCAUCCAGCUCUGGCUUCGGAAUGGGUCAAACUCAAGAACCACCAUCAAGUGGUGAGGAUUUGAACAAUCCCAGAAGUAUCCAUUUGAAUGUUAAUUGUGAUUCUUGCUUGAUGGCUCCAAUUGUGGGAUUCCGUUACAAGUGUAUUCAAUGUCCCAAUUAUGAUUUGUGUCAACAUUGUGAAGCAAAACAUGUACAUGCUGACCACAUGAUGGUUCGCAUGCCCAAUAAUAAUUGUCCCUAUGUGGUGGAUGCUUGGGUAAGCGGUGGUGGUCUUGGUUGUGGCCGCAAGUCGGGCCGCAAACAUCACGAAAAACGCUUCAAGAGUGGUGGAGCCAUGCCAACACCUUUUGGCUUCAAUUUUGCUAUGCCCACUGCAACCGUUGCUACAGCUGAAGGUGAAAAACCCAAAGAGUGUGGUGGUAGCGGACGCAAGCAUGCCCGUCGUAGUGCUCGCCACAGUUUCUUGUCGCAUUUGUAUGAAAUGAUGAAUGACUUGGCUGAGGGAGGUGGAGCUGCAGCAGCUGAAGCAGCAAUGGGAACAGAUGCUAACAACGCAGCAAAUGCUAGUGAUACUAAAACAACUACUAGCACCACAACAACAACAACUUCUGAUGGCGCUGGAGCAAAUGUGGAUCCCAUAGCCAAGUCAGCUAUGGAGGCAGCACAAAAAGCUCAUGAAGCAGCUGUGAGUGCCGCAGAAAUUGCAGCAAAAGUGGCCCACCAAACAGCAGUGGAGGCCGCAAAGAAGGCCACUAUGGCAGAUACAGCAACAACUUCUGCAUCUGCCGCAGCAGCAUCAGCUGCUUCGCAAACAAAUCAGGAGACCCAGAAAACUACCACUACGGCCACCACUACAUCUACUCCCAAUUCUUCUCAAACAACACCCACAAUGUCGGCAACACCCUCAUUGCAGGACUUUGUGCAAUUAUUGGAUCCCAAGCUCUUGAGAGGUGGAAUGGAGAUUCUUAACAACUUCAAUGAUAUGUUUGCCAAAAUGUUGGACCCCGUGGAAGGUGAUGAUACUUCCUCUGCUUGCCCCAUUGCAGACAAUAUACGCCGAGCAUCUCAACAAUCCAGUAAUUCUAACAAGUCCAUGCAAACUAAUGCAUCCAAUAUGUCAAACUCUGAAAGUAAGGCCGAAGAAAAGAAAACCUCAAAUUUGUUGGAAAUCAGUGAUGUGGGCAGUGAUAGCGAAAGUGACAGUGUCUCGGAAUCAUUUAUUAAAUUAAAUGCUCCCACAAAGGAGAAUACCCCAGAAAAAGCCACACCAGCAACUGCUAACAACAAGUCAACAACGCCUUCUACACCCAAUACUUCUCAGACUUCAACACCACCACAAUCCUUGAACAAAUCUAAUAUUAUGGACUUUGCCCAAUUGAGUGCUGAUUUGAAAGCCCACAUUGCCCAAGAGCAGAGCCGUGAAAACACUACUCCAGUUAAGCCGGCUCAAGAAGCUGCAGUCGAAUUGCGUGCUGUUCCAGUCUUCAAUACACCUCCGAAGACACCGGAAGGCACCGAUGCAGGCCAACCAAGAAAACCCGAAGAAAACCCGAGAGCUGUGCACAUCUAUCAUGAAGAUGAACUCAUUAACCAUUCCAUCCGAGCCAUGAUGUCAAUGGGUUUCAGCAAUGAAGGCGCCUGGCUAACACAAUUGCUAGAGAGUGUAAAUGGCAAUAUAUCCGAAGCUUUGGACCUUAUCUCGGCCACUCAACGUAAUAGCCGUUAAUUGAAUUCGGCUGUUCAAUAUGAUGACCUAUUAAAAAUACCAAAAUGGAUUUUAUUCAAUAGAUACAAUAUUAUCACAUAUUCAAUAUUUUUUGUAGUUCUAAGUAUUCCUAUAUGUGGCGGUGGUGUCCAAUUCCUCUGUCCUUUUAAAGAUGAUUCAUGUAUAUGUAAAAGUAGUUUUAGUCCUUUAAUGCUGUACUCUUGUGAGAUGAACUCUUUAUCCACGAGAUAAAUACACAUGUAUGCCUAUAUAUAUUCGUUAUUUAAAAAAUAA